Molecule: messenger RNA, 1110 nt
Organism: Haliotis rufescens (red abalone)
Lineage: Eukaryota; Metazoa; Mollusca; Gastropoda; Lepetellida; Haliotidae
Product: visual pigment-like receptor peropsin
Exons: 5
Coding region: 1-1110 (369 amino acids)
Biological process (GO): G protein-coupled receptor signaling pathway; visual perception
Cellular component (GO): membrane
Molecular function (GO): G protein-coupled receptor activity
Source: RefSeq, a predicted model, not a curated record
AUGGGUGUUGUUUCAACUGUCCCGCCUGUCCAAGGACCAGCAGAAUGGAUAAGGAUAGUGUCUUUGUACCACAUCAAGCCCCUCGACGAUACAGGGUAUCUCGCAUCAGCUAUAUACUUAACAAUCAUAGGUGUCAUAUCGACCGUGGGCAACAGCCUUGUUCUGGCCAUCUUCCUCCGGGACAAGCACCUGCUCAAGAAGCCCCAGAACCUGCUACUGGUCAACCUCGCCAUCUCCGACAUUGGCAUCAGUGUGUUCGGCUACCCAUGGACCGUGGCGUCCAACUACGCCAAACGCUACCUCUUUGGGACGGCGUUCUGCUCUAUACAAGGUUUCAUGACGUUCACCCUGGCACAGACCGACAUGAACACUCUGGCAUGUCUGAGUGUGUUCCGCUACAUAACCAUCUGCUACCCUCAAUUCGCAUAUUGUUUGAACUACGAAGUCGCAAAGUUCACCAUCAUCUUCACGUGGGCCUACUCUCUUCUGUGGACAACACCGCCUCUCGUCGGCUGGAGCUCAUAUACCUUUGAACCCUUCGGAACGUCUUGCUCCAUCGACUGGAGCAACUCUGGUACUAAAGAACUGUCGUACACUUGGUGCCUCAUCAUCUUCUGUUUCCUCAUUCACGUUGUCGUCAUGAUAUACUGCUACUGCAACGUAUGCAAGAAGAUCCGCGAGGUUGACGGCAGGGUUCCCCCCUCAACUAUAAGUAAUCCCCGGACUGGCGAAAUUAUGAGGACCUACAAUAUGAGAAAGGAGAAGAGGGUUACCCUUAUAGCGCUUCUUCUGAAUGUGACCUUUGUUGUCAUCUGGGCCCCAUACACCGUUGUCUGUCUUUGGUCUGUGUAUGACAAAGAUCUGCCAUCCUGGGUCACAACCUUUCCCACAUUCUUUGCGAAGGCUUCUUGUAUGACGAACCCAUUCUUAUAUUUCCUGACAAACUCAACACUACGACUGAAGGCCAAGCGACUAUUCACCAGAAACGUACAACGCGUUUACCCGUACCCUCCUCGUCCAUCUCAGCCUGAAACUGGUAUCAGUAAGGAUGGAGUGUACAUCGGGAGGAGAGCCUUUAUAUCCGAGAAGAUGGAGACGUCUAUUAUGUGA